GUGACGUAGGAAGAGUUCCGGCUUCGGCCUCCGCCGCUGCCGCCGCCGCUACUAGAGCCGCCGCCGCUGCCGCCGAAGCCGUCGGGGCUUGUUAUUUCUAAAAUGGCGCCCCUAGACUUGGACAAGUAUGUGGAGAUAGCGCGGCUGUGCAAGUACCUACCGGAAAACGACCUGAAGCGGCUAUGUGACUAUGUUUGUGACCUCCUCUUAGAAGAGUCAAAUGUCCAGCCAGUAUCGACACCAGUAACAGUGUGUGGAGACAUACACGGACAGUUUUAUGACCUUUGUGAACUAUUCAGAACUGGAGGUCAGGUUCCUGACACAAACUACAUAUUUAUGGGUGAUUUUGUAGACAGAGGUUACUAUAGUUUGGAGACCUUCACUUACCUUCUUGCACUAAAGGCUAAAUGGCCUGAUCGUAUUACACUUUUGCGAGGAAAUCAUGAGAGUAGACAGAUAACACAAGUGUAUGGAUUUUAUGAUGAGUGCCAAACCAAAUAUGGAAAUGCUAAUGCCUGGAGAUACUGUACCAAAGUUUUCGACAUGCUCACAGUAGCAGCUUUAAUAGAUGAGCAGAUUUUGUGUGUUCAUGGUGGUUUAUCUCCUGAUAUCAAAACACUGGAUCAAAUUCGAACCAUUGAACGGAAUCAGGAAAUUCCUCAUAAAGGAGCAUUUUGUGAUCUGGUUUGGUCAGAUCCUGAAGAUGUGGAUACUUGGGCAAUCAGUCCCCGAGGAGCAGGUUGGCUUUUUGGCGCAAAGGUCACAAAUGAGUUUGUUCAUAUCAACAACUUAAAACUCAUCUGCAGAGCACACCAACUAGUGCACGAAGGCUAUAAAUUUAUGUUUGAUGAGAAGCUGGUAACAGUAUGGUCUGCUCCUAAUUACUGCUAUCGUUGUGGAAAUAUUGCUUCGAUCAUGGUCUUCAAAGAUGUAAAUACAAGAGAACCAAAGUUAUUCCGGGCAGUUCCAGAUUCAGAACGUGUUAUUCCUCCCAGAACGACGACGCCGUAUUUCCUUUGAGGCCUUCGCCCAUCCUGCUGACCCAUUUUUCUUCCCUCUUCUUACCCCAACUUUCGUGUAUUACCCUCUACAAUAUACUUUUUAUCAAGCACUUUGCUGCUGAAAUGCUGCCUCUUGCCUUUUUUUUUAAUUUUAAAUUAUCUAAAUUUAUUGUUUGUUAUGGUGUCUAUAGCAAUGUUUUUCUAUCAAUUUUCUCCCCCAUCCCAUCCCCACCUUGGACUCAUUUGAGAAGACUUGAGAAAUGUCUUAAUACUCACACUGCUGCAUGUAGCUCUUGCUUAUUUACUGGUCUGGGGGAAACAGGAUGUGUUUCCUCUUUUUUAAAAAGCCAAUUGACAGAACAGACUACACUGAAAUGCUCCUCCUUUUGUAUCAUUCAGCCUUUUGUUUUAGUUUGGUAAGUUUUAAGAAAUUUCAGCAGCAAAGUUGUUAUUCAGUGGGCACGAUGGACUGCAGAUGCCUCGAGUUAUGUAUACCUGUCCCAGCUGUAAACUUCAUUGUCCUUUGUUGGAUGAUAUUUUAAAUGGAUAUAAAAUAAAUUGGUCUAAAGGGCUGCCCUCCUUGUUGUGUUUUUAAAUUUUAGUUAAAACUGCUACAGCUUAUGACUUUGUACAGUAAGAUAAUUGUAUUGAUCUUUUUUCAGAUUCCUUGUAUUUUUUAAUAAAGUAAUCUUAAAUAAAACCCAGAUAGGUUAAAGUGUUAGAAAUUUUAAAUAGCUUACAUUGUUAGUUUAAAGUUAUUCUUCCUCCCACCCCAAUCAGAGCUUUUGACCCUUUGGUUAUUGAGUUUAAACUUCAACUGAAAUUCAAUACUAUUUAUUUAAAAAAAAAAAUCACUAAACUGUGCCUAAAGAACAUAACUGCCAUAUUAAUAUUUUGGUUUA
Messenger RNA from Odobenus rosmarus divergens (Pacific walrus), 1903 nucleotides. RefSeq names its product protein phosphatase 6, catalytic subunit (gene PPP6C). The coding region runs from base 103 to 1020 and encodes 305 amino acids. Gene Ontology annotation, molecular function: protein serine/threonine phosphatase activity. NCBI's taxonomy places the organism in Eukaryota, Metazoa, Chordata, Mammalia, Carnivora, Odobenidae. The record is from RefSeq and is a predicted model, not a curated record. Gene Ontology annotation, cellular component: cytoplasm. The transcript has 7 exons. Gene Ontology annotation, biological process: peptidyl-serine dephosphorylation; G1/S transition of mitotic cell cycle.